Messenger RNA from Coniophora puteana RWD-64-598 SS2, 2577 nucleotides. RefSeq lists its product as uncharacterized. The record is from RefSeq and is a predicted model, not a curated record. The transcript is spliced from 8 exons. Bases 1 to 2577 code for a protein of 858 amino acids. Lineage: Eukaryota; Fungi; Basidiomycota; Agaricomycetes; Boletales; Coniophoraceae.
AUGGAUGCCAGAGAGAAUGCAAGUUUUGCGACUUCUAGACCAUGCAUACCCAACUAUCUCGACUUGGCACGCUUUUACCCCCUGGCUUGCACUGCGGCUCUUUUGGUGAUGCAAACGGCUUGGGAUGACGUGUCAGAAGAGUUCGGCAGCGGUGAUUUGGACGAGGAGAGCCCUCAGGUUGAUGAUGUUACGGAUGAGUCCGAGAAUAUGAUGUCUGAGACGCCAUCUAGGGCGUCCGACCACGAGACAGUACCUUCGUUUCCCGUGUCCCGGGAGUCUUCUCAGUCGCCACCUCAUGCACGUUGCAGCUGGGAGCCCAUUGAUAAUGUCGACUCAAACUCUCAAUACUCCCUAUUCGCGCAACACCAAGAGUAUCCUGACUCGAUUUCUAUCGCUUGCAUAGCAGAUCAGUCCGUCAUCAUCUCGCUGCUGAGGAGCGCUGUUUAUCGGCGCCUAGCGUGGGGUACAACGGAUCCCGUGAUGGGGCUCGGAUUUUCACCUGGGUCGCCUAUGGUGCAAGUCUUCAUUGCGUGGCCCAGUACAACCUGGGAGGAUGGCUUGCCUCUGGUGGCCAUCACUGGUGAUUGGUCGGAGGACCACACUCUAGCAGUUGACCGGUUCGAUCUCACCUUCCCUGCAACCACCUAUGAACUUGUCCACUAUCUCUCGAAAGUCUUCGAGCUUGCCAAACAUGCAAAUUGCUCAGGACAAGCUCGUUGGCUGGAAUGGCGCUUUGAUUUUGCCAAUUAUGACAAGAUGGAGAGCAUAACCGUGGAUAAGAUGGCUUCCAUCCGAGUAUGGGCAGAGGAGGCCAUGCCUACGGAUGCUGACGAAAGAUGGCCUUUUCGUGACAAUGUACUGCCAAAGGCGCCUUUAUCACCCGCGGAACCGUCUGUUGACGUAUCCGCUAGUGAACCACAAGACGUUGGUCCACCUCUGAGAUGGACAUAUUUAGAUAUCGCAUCUGGAGCUGCUGAUAUGAAACACCCCUACGAAACCCUUCAUCAAUGGCUGUGGAACCGCGUCGCCUGUCUACGUUCGGUAUUACCACUGAUCGACAUGGGCACCAUUCACCCAUAUUAUGUGUCUCUUUCCCGUUUUGCCUGGAAUGAGGGUUGGGAUCAGUCGGUGAACGAGGAGAACAUUCACCCCAAACUCAGCCCUCUAAGAAGCGAGCUGCUACAACAGAAAUCGGCCUACCUUACAACUGCGAUGGCGGACUCACUGAAUGAACAUGCAGCUGCUGACUUGCUAGCCAAAGUCUGUAUUGCUAUGGCGGCUUGUUCGGCGGCAAGAGAGCAAAGUAAAGCUGCAGAGCAAUAUGGCACUUCGGCAGCUUGCGAUCACAUCUGGGACGGUCUGGUAUCUAGUUUGCACGGGACAUCUUCGAACGUACGGUAUCUCCCAGCCGUCGCCCUUCCAAGGAGUGCUCUCACAGACCGCUGUAAGGAUCCAGGCUGGCUAGCUUCGGCUAGAUACAACAUCAAACAACACAGUAUUUACGGGAGCCAACAUCGCGACGCGGCGAAGUUGCUCGCCGGUCCCCAUUCAACCCUGGGCGAGCAGGCCAUUUAUGCAGGCCUUCUUUCCAUCCACCCUGGUCUCAGUUACAGCAAAACAACCGAGCAUGAUGUCGAAUCCGAGGAUGGGUUUGAGGGAGUUUUGAAUCUGGUAGCAAACGAUCCCGUUGAAGCAAUAUGCGAUGUUGUGUGCACAAUCUUCAUACCUAAUCUUGUUAGCAGCGACUCUUCCGCCACCCUACAACAUGCUGCGGAGAGAUUUUGUCUGCUCCCUCGUGAACCGGACCAGGCAACUGCGCGUGCACGCGGUGGGACUGCUUACUAUCACGGCAUCUGCGACCUGCCCUCCGAACAUUCCGGCCUCGCGUCUGCCUACGAUCUAUUCUGCGCGAACGUCCGUUCCGCCGGCCUGUCUCCCGAAACACCAGAUUCUCUCGACUUUGGCAUCCUUUCGGCUCCUCCAACCGUCUGCCGGCUAUCAUUCCUGUGGCCUGACAGCAAGCUGGAAAAAUUGCAGGCUGGACAUCCCCCACCUUUGGCACCCGAUCAUCCAGACGAGAGUGGGCGACCAGGUACUGAACAGUUGACCGCCGCUGAACAGUCCCUCGCGCUUGAAUUGCCUCUACUGCUCGUCAACCACACACCUCCUGAGAAGAUCCUUGCGUACAUUGGGUCGCACAAGCACCGGAUGACUGCGACUGCCGCCGCAACGUUCUUUGGGGCUGUCGGACUCACUGGUGUCCCCGUUUUCAGCCUGGUGACGGACGGGUGUCGUGCAGUCCUUACAUGCGCGUGGGCCGAGAAGUUCGGGAGUUUUCAGCGUAUCAAAAUCGCGGAGCGGAACGGUGUCCUGUUCGAUCUUCGGAAUCCGUUGUCGGCCUUCCACUUUGCGACCUUUCUCGUGCGUCUCAAGCACGAGCACGGUCAGAAGCUGCGAGAGCGAUUCGAUGACCAAGCGCUGGCUCACCUGCGCGAGCGGCUGGAGCAAGGCGAGUGGGAGACGCGGUGGACGAUGUCGCAUUACGUUGCAGAGCAGUCGAACGGGGACAUGUCUUGA